This is a messenger RNA of Strigops habroptila (Kakapo), 5725 nucleotides long. RefSeq names its product death associated protein kinase 1 (gene DAPK1). Gene Ontology annotation, cellular component: cytoplasm; nucleus. The transcript is spliced from 26 exons. The record is from RefSeq and is a predicted model, not a curated record. Gene Ontology annotation, molecular function: ATP binding; protein serine/threonine kinase activity; protein binding. Lineage: Eukaryota; Metazoa; Chordata; Aves; Psittaciformes; Psittacidae. Gene Ontology annotation, biological process: protein phosphorylation; positive regulation of apoptotic process; intracellular signal transduction. Bases 165 to 4550 code for a protein of 1461 amino acids.
GCCGGGAGGGACACCGCCCCGCGGCGGGCAGGGGAGCUCACCCACCGUCGCGUUCUUCCGCAGGGCGCGCAGCCGGGCGCGGGGUGGCCCCGGUGGUUCCGGGGCCCUGGUGAUGAGGGCACGGAGCAGGGAGGGCUGAAGCCGGCGGCGGCGAGGCGGCGAUCAUGACGGUGUUCAGGCAGGAGAACCUGGAGGAGCACUACGAGACGGGAGAAGACCUCGGCAGUGGGCAGUUUGCUGUAGUGAAAAAAUGCCGUGAGAAAAGCACUGGCCAGCAGUUUGCAGCAAAAUUCAUCAAGAAACGAAGAACGAAAUCCAGCCGGCGCGGAGUGAGCCGGGAAGAUAUCGAGCGAGAAGUCUGCAUACUAAAAGAGAUUCGACAUCCUAAUGUGAUCACCCUGCAUGAUGUUUAUGAGAACAAAACAGAUGUCAUUCUUAUUCUGGAACUUGUUGCAGGUGGAGAGCUCUUCGACUUCUUAGCUGAGAAAGAAUCUCUCACGGAGGAGGAAGCCACAGAAUUUCUCAAACAGAUACUUAAUGGUGUUCAGUAUCUCCACUCUCUGCAAAUUGCCCACUUUGAUCUUAAGCCUGAAAACAUAAUGUUGUUGGACAGGAAUGUACCAAAGCCUCGAAUCAAGAUUAUUGAUUUUGGUUUAGCACAUAAAAUAGACUUUGGAAAUGAAUUCAAAAAUAUCUUCGGAACGCCAGAGUUUGUUGCUCCUGAAAUAGUAAAUUAUGAGCCUCUUGGUCUUGAAGCAGAUAUGUGGAGCAUUGGUGUAAUAACUUAUAUUCUACUAAGUGGUGCAUCACCAUUUCUUGGAGAAACCAAACAGGAAACAUUAGCAAAUGUGUCUGCUGUGAAUUAUGAAUUUGAAGAAGAGUUCUUCAGUAAUACCAGUGCCCUAGCUAAAGAUUUUAUACAAAGACUUCUAGUAAAGGAUCCAAAGAAGAGAAUGACUAUUCAAGAUAGUUUGCUGCAUCCUUGGAUCAAGCCUAAAGACACCCAGCAAGCACUUAGUAGAAAAGCAUCUGCAGUGAAUAUGGAGAAAUUCAAAAAGUUUGCAGCACGACGAAAAUGGAAAGGAAACGUCAGUGCCUCUAGGAGUGAAGAAGGAGGAAGAAGAAACCCAUUCCUCUGUCAUUUGGAGUAUGGUAGUAUGGGAGAAGACUUCUUUCAAUCGGUGCGCUUAAUAUCCUUGUGCCAAAGAUUAUCGAGAUCUUUCUUGUCCAGAAGUAACAUGAGUGUCGCUAGAAGUGAUGAUACUCUGGAUGAGGAAGAUUCUUUUGUAAUGAAAGCUAUUAUUCAUGCCAUCAAUGAUGACAAUUUUCCUGGAUUACAGCACCUUCUGGGAUCUCUGACAAAUUACGAUGUCAAUCAACCCAACAAGCAUGGAACACCUCCGCUACUGAUUGCUGCUGGCUGUGGAAACAUUCAGAUGCUUCGGUUGCUUUUAAAGCACGGAUCCCGUAUUGAUGUUCAAGAUAAGGCUGGAUCCAAUGCGAUCUAUUGGGCUUCUCGACAUGGUCAUGUAGAAACACUGAAAUUUCUUGACGAUAAUAAAUGUCCUUUGGAUGUUAAGGAUAAGUCUGGGGAGACCUCUCUCCAUGUCGCAGCUCGGUAUGGGCAUGUGGAUGUGGUUCAGUUUCUCUGUAGCACUGGAUCCAAUCCAGACUUUCAAGACAAGGAGGAAGAAACCCCACUGCAUUGUGCUGCUUGGCAUGGCUACUACUCUGUUGCCAGAGCACUCUGUGAAGCAGGUUGCAAUGUGAACAUUAAAAACAAAGAGGGGGAGACUCCGCUUCUGACAGCAUCUGCUAGAGGUUACCAUGAUAUUGUGGAAUGCUUGGCAGAACAUGGGGCUGAUCUUCAUGCAACAGACAAGGAUGGUCAUAUAGCCUUACACCUUGCUGUGAGAAGAUGUCAAAUAGAAGUAGUUAAAACUCUCAUCAGUCAAGGAUGUUUUGUAGAUUUUCAAGACAGACAUGGCAACACUCCCCUGCAUGUGGCCUGCAAAGAUGGGAAUGUUCCUAUUGUGAUGGCACUCUGUGAAGCGAAUUGUAAUUUGGAUGUCUCUAAUAAGUAUGGAAGAACACCUUUACAUCUGGCAGCAAACAAUGGCAUUCUUGAUGUUGUCCGAUUCCUGUGUCUUACUGGUGCCAACGUAGAAGCUUUAACUUCUGAUGGGAAAACAGCAGAAGAUCUUGCCAGAGCAGAGCAGCAUGAACAUGUAGCCAGUCUGCUUGCAAGACUUAAAAAGGAUACUCACCGGGGAAUUUUCAUCCAGCAACUGCGGCACACACAGAAUCCACAGCCCCGGAUCAAACUGAAGUUGUUUGGACACUCAGGUGCUGGGAAAACAACCCUCGUGGAGUCUCUCAAGUGUGGCCUGAUACGAAGCUUUUUCCGAAGACGAAGGCCUAGGCUCUCCUCCACAAACUCAACAAGAUUCCCUCCGUCUCCUUUGUCAUCCAAACCUUCAGUUUCAGUAAGUAUUACAAAUCUUUAUCCUGGUUGUGAGAAUGUCAGUGUGAGAAGCCGUAGUAUGAUGUUUGAGCCAGGCCUGACCAAAGGAGUAUUAGAAGCUUUCGUUUCACCUGCUCAUCACUCUCAUUUCUCUGCUGAUGACCAGUCCACCAAGGCCAUUGAUAUUCAGAAUGCCUAUUUGCACGGAGUUGGUGAUUUCAGCAUCUGGGAGUUUUCUGGGAAUCCUGUGUACUUCUGCUGUUACGAUUAUUUUGCUGCAAAUGAUCCCACAGCAAUUCACGUAGUGCUUUUUAGUCUUGAGGAGCCUUAUGAAAUCCAGUUAAACCAAGUGACCUUUUGGCUCAGUUUACUGAAAUCAUUAGUCCCAGUUGAGGAGCCAAUAGCAUUCGCUGGAAAGCUGAAAAGUCCCCUGCGUGUUGUUCUGGUCGCCACACAUGCUGACAUAGUGAAUCUUCCUCGGCCUGCUGGGGGAGAGUUUUGGUAUGACAAAGACUUGUCAUUGUUGAAAGAAAUCAGGAACAGAUUUGGAAAUGAUCUUCAAAUUUCAGAAAAGUUAUUUGUGUUGGAUGCUGGAGCAUCUGGGUCUAAAGAUAUGAAGCUUCUUCGAAAUCACUUACAAGAAAUAAGAAGCCAGAUAAUUUCUACUUGCCCACCUAUGACUCAUCUCUGUGAAAAAAUAAUCUCCACACUGCCUUCAUGGAGGAAAAUGAAUGGACCUAACCAGCUGAUGUCGUUGCAGCAGUUUGUAUACGAUGUACAGGAACAUCUUAAUCCCCUAGCAAGUGAAGAUGACCUACGGCAUAUUGCACAGCAGUUGCAUAGCAUAGGAGAAAUUAACAUUAUGCAGAGUGAAACUGUCCAAGAUGUUGUGCUUCUGGAUCCCCGCUGGCUCUGUUCAAAUGUCCUUGGAAAAAUCCUGUCAGUGGAGAACCCAAAAGCCCUCCAUCACUAUAGAGGUCGGUACACUCUAGAGGAUAUCCAGCGUCUGGUGACAGAUAGUGAUGUGGAAGAACUGAUACAGAUUUUGGAUGCCAUGGAUAUUUGUGCAAGGGACCUUAGCAGUGGAGCAAUGGUGGAUAUUCCUGCUCUCAUAAAGACUGACAAUCUCCACAGGUCUUGGACAGAUGAGGAGGAUGAGGUGCUGAUUUAUGGUGGUGUUAGAAUCGUUCCUGUGGAACAUCUUACCCCAUUUCCUUGUGGAAUUUUUCAUAAAGUUCAGGUGAAUCUCUGCAGGUGGGUUCAUCAGCAAAGCACAGAGGGAGACGCAGAUAUACGUCUGUGGGUAAAUGGAUCAAAGAUUAUGAAUCGUGGAGCUGAGCUUUUAGUGCUGCUGGUCAACCAUGGUCAGGGUAUAGAGGUUCAAGUUAGAGGACUGGAAACAGAGAAGAUCAAGUGCUGUUUACUUCUGGAUUCUGUAUGCAGCACCAUUGAUAAUUUAAUGGCCACAACUUUACCAGGCCUUUUGACUGGGAAAUACUACCUUAGUCCUCAGCAGCUGAGGGAACAUCAUGAACCAGUAAUGGUCUACCAGCCUAGAGACUUUUUCCGUGCACAGAGUCAAAAAGAGACAUCACUAACUAACACUAUGGGGGGAUAUAAAGAGAGCUUUAGCAGUAUACUGUGUUUUGGGUGUCUUGAUGUCUACUCCCAGGGAAGCUUAGGAAUGGAUAUUCAUGUUUCUGAUCUGAAUCUACUUACCAGGAGAAAACUAAGUCGACUUUUGGAUCCACCUGAUCCUAUGGGGAAAGAUUGGUGCCUUCUGGCCAUGAACCUGGGCCUCCCUGAUCUUGUUGCAAAGUACAAUACAAAUAAUGGAACACAAAAUGACUUUAUCUCAAGCCCAGUCCAUGCUCUUCUGCAGGAGUGGAGUAAUGCUCCUGAGAGCACUGUAGGUAUCCUAAUGUCUAAGCUGAGGGAAUUAGGUCGCAGAGAUGCAGCAGAUUUUUUACUGAAGGCAUCUUCUGUAUUCAAAAUAAAUUUAGAUGCUAAUGGUCCAGAAGCUUAUGCUUCUAGUUGCAACAGUGGCACUUCUUAUAACUCAAUUAGCUCUGUAGUGUCACGGUAAGAGCAGGUGUUUUGCAUGGACAUACUCUCAAACUGCAGAAGGGAUAAAAGAUACAGUACAAAAGUUUCUGUGCAUUUUAAUUUAUGAGGUUUUACAUCAAAGGAUCUUUAUCCUUCUCCAGCACCACCUUUUGUGCAUAAACUUUCUAACUGUGAAUUGUUGCUCUUUAUCUAUUAAAAAGGCUGGUGUACUUCUGGUGUUACAAAAUUAUUCCUCAUACAUAAUGUGCUGCUUAAUACUGCCAUCUUAACUGGAAAGUGUUCACUUUUAUGUACUGCAAAUGUUUUAUAAAAUACUUCAAUUCUCCCCAUAACAGGUAGGCGGAGAGGAAUAGCACAUAUUACCUGAAAUGUGUAUUUCUUACACAUUCCCUUUUUUUCUUCUUAAUUCUCAUCGUGUCCUCUGCUUAACAUUUUCUUGUAUUUGUAAGGAGAGAAAUCCACCAUUUGUGGUCAAUCUGACUGAACUUUAAACCAUUUUAUUGUUUAUAGCUGAUAAAGUGAGUGCCUUUUGCAGAAGGGAGGGUGCAGUUGAUUUGAAUGACCCUGCUGGAGUUACAAGAACAUGCUACCUCUGUUUCACUUAAAUCGUCUGCAUGCUUAUCAUUGCAAGUGGUGCUUGCCUUUUAAUUUUUCCUGCACUUCUAAGACAUUGGUGAUAACUCACGCAUUCUUGUGCCAGUACUAUGGGUAUAGACAUGUGAUACCUAAUCAACUUCAAUUACAGUCAAAUCAUAAUGUGAAAAGCUCUUAAACUUGCCAAUUACCAUGCUUCAUUAUUUCCAUGCACCUCAGGUAAAAGUUUGCUUUUCAUUAUAGAGUUCAAAAAACACAAGUGUUGGUUACUGCGGAAAAAUAUUGUAGAGCUGUCAGUCGUAAUUUGUGUAUAACAAAGGUUUUCUACUAUUAGAUCCUGCAUUACUUUACUUCCUGUACUUGAAAACUUUGAUGGGGAUAAAAAUAAAAAGGAAGCAAGGUUUCUUGCAGUUAUAACUUUAAAAUUGAUAUGAGGGAAUAUGACCCAUUUUCUGUUUUAAAAAGCAUGUAAUUUAAUGGUGCAAUGUGUGUUUGUUUAUAUAUAUUGUAUGUACAUACAUUAAUACUAUUUUUUCCUUAAUCUUACAAUGUAGUAAAAUUUUAAAGGAUUUUUCUACAAAUAAACUGUUGCUUGUUGCA